Molecule: messenger RNA, 2601 nt
Organism: Malassezia japonica
Lineage: Eukaryota; Fungi; Basidiomycota; Malasseziomycetes; Malasseziales; Malasseziaceae
Exons: 4
Coding region: 1-2601 (866 amino acids)
Molecular function (GO): kinase activity; thiol oxidase activity; pseudouridylate synthase activity
Source: RefSeq, a predicted model, not a curated record
AUGGCCCUGCGCAGCGUGCUCCGGCUGAGCGAGGCGGUCCGUGCAGCGCUGCAGGACGGCCGGCCGAUCGUCGCGCUCGAGUCGACCAUUAUUACACACGGCCUGCCGAAGCCGAUUAACUACGAAACGGCAGCGGCGGCCGAGGCGGCGGUGCGCAACGCGGGCGCCGAGCCGGCGACCAUUGCGCUUUUCGACGGCGCCGCGCAUGUGGGGCUGACGCAUGCGCAGCUCGAGCGCAUUGCCGAUAGCGAGGCAAACACGACAAUCAAAGCAAGCCGCGCAAAUAUUGCGGCAGUGCUCGCCAAGGGUAGGGGAUACGUCGGCGGGACGACGGUGAGCGGCACGAUGGCCUUGGCGCACCUCGCAGGCAUCCACGUAUUUGCGACCGGCGGCAUCGGCGGCGUGCACCGCGGGGGAGAGAACUCGAUGGAUGUCAGCGCAGACCUGACUGAGCUCGGGCGCACGCCUGUCGCCGUCUUUAGCUCGGGCGCCAAGUCGAUCCUCGACAUUCCGCGCACGCUCGAGUACCUCGAGACGCAGGGCGUGCCGGUGUUCUCGCUGAACCCCAGUGGCGAGUUUCCGUCGUUCUACACGGCCGCUUCGGGACACUAUGUGCCGAGCGUGUCGGGUGUCCAGGAAGCCGCACGGGCCAUUGCACUGAACCAGGCCCUGGGGCUGCAAAACGGUAUGCUGUUUGGCGUGCCAAUUCCCCCAGAGUUUGAGGAGGAGGGCAGGGUGAUCCAGCAGGCGGUCGAAGUCGCCGUAAAGGAGAGCGUCGAGCAGGGCAUCGACCGUCAAGGAAAACUCGCGACGCCUUGGCUCUUGCGCCGCGUCUCGCAGCUCGCCAAAGAGUCGGUCAAGAGCAACAUUGGUCUCAUGCUGAACAAUGCACGCACCGCUGCCGAGUGCGCCGUGGAGCUGAGUGCCGUGCUCAAAGAGCCUAUGGACGAGGCGCCGAAGCAGUAUGGCGGCGCCACGCUCGAGGCGCACCAGGCAGCUUGCGAGAUCCUCGUGAUGGGCUGCAGUGCCGUCGACAUUACGGCGCAGUGCACGUCGGAACCAGCGCUUCGGUCGACCGCGCCGGGCCAAGUGAGUUUUUCGCUGGGCGGCGUAGCGCAGAACGUGGCGCGCGCGGCGCACGCCAUGGCGCCGCGGCCAGAUGCCGUGGUCCUCGCCGCACCGUGCAACCCCGACGAUGCGCUCGGCCAGUACAUGCAGGCUGAAAUGGAGCGGAGAGCACUGCGAUGCGAUGCGCUCGUGCAUGUGCCGGGCGGGCGUACGGCCGUGUGCAAUCUUUUGCUGGACGCUGCCGGGGAUCUCGAAACGGGCAUCGCCGAUAUGCAGAUUGUCGAAGCGGCUUUCUCGGGCGAGACGAUCGAGCGGGUGUGGAAGGCACAUGCUACGGAAAAGUUGGCCAUCGUGGCAGCAGAUGCCAAUAUGGCGCCUGCUGCGCUCGCGCGCCUGGCUGCUCUCGGUGAUGAAGCAAAUGUUCCUGUGCUCUUUGAGCCAACGUCUGUCGCCAAGUCGGUCCGCCUGGUCGAGGCACUGCUCCCUCAUGAUCUGCAGGUCCAGUUCGCAACGCCAAACGUGUAUGAACUGGCUGCAAUGGCAGAGCAGGUACCGGUAUCCGGCACAGCUCCGCCUGCUCCCCGUUCGCUCCUGGACGGUAUACCCCAAACGGCAGCCGAAAAAAUCGUCCAGGACGCGCAGAUCUUGUCGGUGCUCGUCCGCACGCAGUUCAUCAAGCUCGGUGCAUAUGGUGUCUUGCUUGCGCACUGUACGAGUGACGCACUCACUUUAUACCACAUUCCCCCGAUUCCCUUGGAUCCAAGCAAGCCACACAACAGCACAGGGGCAGGCGAUACCUUUACCGGCGCCAUUCUCGCCGGAAUCAUCAUUCCGUCGUUUGUUUACCUGUCACAACAGCAGAAUGGUUUUGUUCGUGACCCCAAGUCCGGCGAGUGGUUCUCGGAGGACUCAUACGCACAUGGCAAGAAACCGGCGCAGAUUCAGCAAGGCCACGGGCCCGGCGUCUAUUCCAAUGUUAUGAAGGGGUUCUCGAACCUGUGGAACAUGGGCCACACGACUACCCCCGGUGCGGCGGUGCACACCAGCACGCAGUUUGCGGCACCCACCGCUGCGCCCACGGCGCCCACGGUGCUCGACGAGCCCGAGGUGCAAGGCGCCUACGCACACAAAAUGGCCAAUGCUACCGCCAAGGCCGCGCUCGGCCGCGCUACGUGGCACUUUUUGCACACCAUGACGCUCCGGUUCCCCGAGAAGCCCACAAAACAGCAGUCGGAGGACCUGCGCCAAUUCUUCCACCUUUUUUCCUUGCUAUACCCCUGCGGCGACUGUGCGUCGCAUUUCCAGCAGCUACUGAAGGACCUGCCCCCGCAAGUCGGCUCGCGCAAAAAUGCAGCGCUCUGGCUCUGCAAUGCGCACAAUGCCGUGAACGAGCGGCUGGGCAAGCCAGAGUUUGACUGCCGCCAACUCAACUCCACGUACGAUUGCGGUUGUGGCCCUGAACCUGUCGAACCCCUCGCUUCGAUCCGCCCAGCGGACGCGACGGGCGAAGCGCAUAUCAUGCCCAUUGGAUAG